This is a messenger RNA of Penicillium angulare, 1176 nucleotides long. RefSeq names its product tannase and feruloyl esterase. The record is from RefSeq and is a predicted model, not a curated record. The transcript has 5 exons. The coding region runs from base 1 to 1176 and encodes 391 amino acids. NCBI's taxonomy places the organism in Eukaryota, Fungi, Ascomycota, Eurotiomycetes, Eurotiales, Aspergillaceae.
AUGGAAUGGCAGGCUGCUAACAACUGCCGCUGGGGAGGCAUCAAUUGGGUUGACAUGGGUACCGGGACCCAUUAUGGAUUUGCAACCCUAUCAAGCAACCUGGGUCAUGUUGGGGUUGAUACGGCCGGCACAUGGGCAAUUGGCAGACCUCAGGCCGUCAUUGAUUGGGGCUACCGGGCAUGGCACGGUGUCACAGUACUGGGAAAGCUCUUUAUCAAAGAGUGGUAUGGCUCAGCUGCUGAGUAUAGCUACUUCUACGGAUGUUCAACUGGUGGAAGACAGAGUAUGAAGAACAUGCAAGGCUAUCCUGACGACUAUGAUGGUAUCCUGGCAAGUGCUCCUGCAUGGUGGACUACCCACCAACAGCUGUACAACCUUAAGCAGACUACCUACCAGGCCCCUGCCAACUCAUUUCACACGAUUCCAGAGAGGAUGUUUGAUAUUUUGGCGACAGAGGUUCUGAGACAAUGUGACCCGCAAGACGCUCGGAAGGGAAGUGAGGCUGCAUGGCUACUUGGAAACAUCGGCUUAGGUGAGGAUAGUACCAUUGACCAGCAGCUGUGGUAUCCGCGUGAUCUUAUGGGUCUUGGUGACAGCUUCAAUUGGGAAGACCUUGACUUCAGCACCAUGGAGCUCGCUGAUAAACUGAAUCCCGGAAACGCCACUGCCGACAAAUACGAUAUUAGUGCUUCCCAAAAACGGGGUGGCAAGUUUCUUCACUACCAUGGGCUGUCGGAUGCAUACGUCUCCCCGGACGCUAGUAUCUAUUACUAUGAUCAGGCCUCCAGAGCUUUGGAGCCUCAGGGUAUUGAGAUGGAUGAUUUUUACAGAAUGUUCCUCAUUCCCGGCAUGGAGCACUGUAUCUCUACUCCUGACAACACGAAUGCUCCUUGGUACAUCGCUGGUGCCAACCAAGCGGCCACUAUCAAUACUGGAACCUACAGUGUACCAGGAUAUAGAGACGCUAAGCACGAUAUAAUCAUAGCCAUGAUGUCUUGGGUUGAGAAUGGAACCGCACCUGACAGCAUCAUCGUUGUAACCAAGUGGAAGAACGAUACUACCGCAACUGAUGUGCUUCGUCAGCGUCCGAUCUGCCACUACCCAUACCAGGCAAAGUAUCAUGGGAAGGGCGACCCGGAUGAGGCGAGCAACUGGUCCUGCAAGUUGCUAUACUAG